Marchantia polymorpha subsp. ruderalis is the source of this 1614-nucleotide messenger RNA. NCBI's taxonomy places the organism in Eukaryota, Viridiplantae, Streptophyta, Marchantiopsida, Marchantiales, Marchantiaceae. The record is from the annotation of a GenBank genome assembly.
CAGAGCCUCUGGUGCAGGAUCUUAGCGUGCGUCUCUUGUGCUUGGUCUGACACGCCAAACUGCGACAAGAUACCCUCGCAGUUCAUAAAAUCCUUUUAAUGGCAGGAAGUUUUGACAAUAGGUUGCCAUCACACCUUCUCGGCGAAGGACAAACGAAAUGGAUCAGAGAAAAUCGUUCUCAAAGCAUGCAAGGCAGCUCGGAGCGGAUGUCGACGUCAAACUACGGUCCGGAUGUCCAAGCAAAUGACAACCUCUUUGAUAGAAAUGCUGAUUCUAUACCAGGAGAUGUUCGUUUAGAUCCCUCCGAAAUUCCUCGAGCUCAUGGACAGACAGGAAAUACCCGUCAUGAGGAUCUUCAGCGUCAGAGCGUUUCAUUCUCCAGACCGCGGGAGACAAAUCAUUCGAAGUACUGCGAUUUGCAAGGACGUGCAAAUGGUGACACGGAUACAAAUGACGCCUCUGCCACACAGCGCCAACAAUCACAAGCCCAUGACACGGAUCACGACAGCGAUGAGCUGGUCUCGUCGUCUAAGAUUACAACUCAAGGACAUCGGACGAGAAAAAGCUCAAGACUCUCGUCCAGGCAAAGUAUUUCGCAAGACCUAGCACUGAUCGACUGGUCUCAAGAGAAGAGGAGCAUGCUUCUGACGGCCGCCUCAAGAAGUAGGUUUUCCAGGCAAGACGAUGAGACAGAGAAGCCAGCGAGCUUCGUUCCGCGGACGCUGGAGGUAGUUUUAAUGAGAAGAAUGACGAGUAAAUUGAACGCAACUAUCAGGUACAUAGACAUCAUGAUCCUGCAAACGAUACGGGACGAUCGCUUCGUGCUCGCCAUAGUGAAGGAUCCAGACGAUGUGUCGGACAUGAAAAAUAAUGACUACUUGCUUCGGGUGAAGCUGACAUUCAACUGCGUACCGAACCCAGCUAAUAACUACAUGGCGGGUUACUUGGCAGAGUUCAGAGCCCGCGGCCGGCUUUACCAGUUCAGAUCGAAACACAACGAGUUCAAAGUCAGAGGAGUGAUUUCCCAAUGCUUCCUCACCCGAACAGUCUGAAACUCUGGAUCUCUAGAAUCAGUAUCGUCUGUGAUGGACACAUUACCGACCCUCCUUCCUCCCUCCAGAGAAACCCUCCCACUUUCUGCUGAGAUCCACUCUCCAGAGCGCUAUGCUCUCACCAACGAAAGGAAAGAGAUCAACAAGGCUUUGGAUAUCACGGUCUCUUUGUCUCCCGAUGCGAACAAGCAUGCAUUGAAAUCAGAUCCAGGUUAUGACGAUUCUAUCUGGCAUAGAAGUCUGCGUCUACAUCUCUCGAAAGGUCCCCUUUCUGGUGCAACACUUUCUGCUUCAAAUUCAGUGUCAGUUGGCAUUUCCCCCAGUACCUACUUCUCUUUUCUACUAGCUCUAGACUUGUCUUAUCGUGGAGUCAGAAGGACGUGGUCAUGUGAAGGUUUCGGAACUCCUCCUUCCGAUCUCGGAUUUUCCCAGAGUGAUGACGCUCCACUGAGGCAAAUGUGAGAGAUAAUCGGUAUACCAUGAGAGAGAAGUACACGGCUAUGGUUAAAAGGUCUCCCCUUAUGUACAUUAAACCUCAAUACCACCUUAAAGUGAUGGAUGA